Molecule: messenger RNA, 315 nt
Organism: Penicillium verrucosum
Lineage: Eukaryota; Fungi; Ascomycota; Eurotiomycetes; Eurotiales; Aspergillaceae
Exons: 3
Coding region: 1-315 (104 amino acids)
Source: RefSeq, a predicted model, not a curated record
AUGACCUCGAUCUCCCCUCGAAACCCCUCUGACCGUGGCGGGCUUCACAGCUUCAGGACAAUCGGCAGACUGGCUAUCUCACCUUCGAUCAUCCACCCACCUCGAUCAUCAACUUCAAUCACCCCUUCAUGCCACGUCCAUAAACCACUUCAAUCACCCCCCUCGAACCCGCUCUUGAACAACAACAUCCACCAGUCUGACCGUGGCGGGCUUCAUAGCUUCAGGACAAUCGGAAGGCUGUCUGACCGUGGCGGGCUUUGGCUUCAGGACAAUCGGCUGACUGGUGGCAACAACUUCAAACCUCCCCCUCCAUAA